CGAGCCCCGCGGCCACCGGGACAUGUACGGGGCGGUCCUGGUGCGGAGCGAGCUGCCCGACGCUCACCUGGGCGUCUUGUUCCUGCACAACGAAGGCUACAGCUCCAUGUGCGGCCACGCCGUGCUGGCGCUAGGCCGCUUCGCGCUGGACUUCGGACUGGUGCCCGCUCCCCCACAAGGCGUCCGGGAGGCCCAGGUCAACAUCCACUGCCCGUGCGGGCUGGUGGCCGCCUUCGUGGCGUGUGAAGGUGGCCGUAGUUGCGGUCCUGUGCGCUUCCACAGCGUCCCGGCCUUCGUCCUGGCCGCAGACCUCACGGUGGAUGUUCCUGGACAUGGAAAGGUGGUGAUGGACAUUGCAUAUGGUGGGGCAUUUUAUGCAUUUGUUAGUGCAGAAAAAUUAGGACUUGAUGUGUGUUCUGCAAAGACGAGGGACCUUGUGGAGGCAGCAAGCACAGUGACAGAAGCAGUGAAGGCUCAGUUUAAAAUCAGCCAUCCCGAGAGUGAAGACCUUGGUUUUCUGUAUGGAACGAUUUUAACAGAUGGAAAAGAUGCUUACAGCGAGGAGCCCACCACCAACAUCUGCGUGUUUGCAGAUGAACAGGUCGACAGGAGCCCCACCGGCUCGGGAGUGACAGCCCGGAUUGCUCUGCAGUAUCAUAAGGGCCUUCUGCAGCUGAAUCAGACCAGAGCCUUCAAAAGCAGUGCAACUGGCUCCGUGUUCACGGGGCGUGCUGUGAGGGAAGCAACAUGUGGGGAUUUUAAAGCUGUCAUAGUGGAAGUUGCAGGACAAGCCCAUUACACAGGGACAGCAAGCCUGACAGUGGAAGACGAUGACCCGUUGAGGGAUGGCUUUCUUCUCAAGUGACCUUUCCCAUAUGUUUUAAGGUUUUCUUUUUAAAGUAAUUACCAAUAAGUGAUGUUUUUUCUGUAUCAUAUUAAAACCAGCAUCCAGUUAUACAUAUUGGCUAAUUUUCUACACUUUCUAAAAUAGAACACUAUGACUAAAUGCAAGGCAUUAUACUUCCUACUUGCAAACCUUUUGAGCAUAAAAUAUCACUGAUGUGGCAUACAAAGUGCUAAAAAUUCAGAAACUUUUUAAUCAUCAGUAUACACAUGCAAAAUUAAAAACUAGUUACUUAAUCUAUGCUGUGGGCAUGGCAGUGCUUUGUUUUAAAGUGUCUUUGAAUGAUAGCGUCAUUUAUAGACCACACAAUAAUUACCUUUGAGCCUGUUAAAAUUAGUUCUUGAAAGCCAGGUGUGGGGACACAUGCCUGUAAUCCAAGCACAUGGUGGGUAGAGCCAAGAAGAUUGAUUCAGGAUUAAAAUAAAUUGGAUCAUUGUCAGUCAUCAUAAAUUGAAACAUUAACUGUGCUGUCCUCAGACAACUCAGCAGAUCUUUUGGGAGGCUGUGAUAGUACUUCAGUUCUGUGCACACCAGGACUGAAUUAACCCAUGAUAAGUGGCUCUGCGAUUUUUGGAGGUCUGGAACUUUAUUACCUAACCUACAGAAAAAUAUGAAGUGAAUAUUUUUUUAUUACCCCAAGCAGUUCAGCUUUUGUGUCGACACCAUCACUCACUUCAAAGGAGAAAGGGAAGGAGACACUGUCAUUAGCUCAGUGUGACUAAAUUUCCAUAGAGUAGGUGGCUUGCUGCAUUUAAAGAAAUAAAAGUAGAACCGCUAUUUUCUCUCCUAAUCUCAUGUCUCAUUAAUUAGAACAAAUAUGGUGUUUUAGAGUCACAUUUCUUGAUUGCCACUUAUACACGCUCUAUCUGAAAGCAGCGCUCUACGGUUAGUGUCCCAUGGCUGCCAAGGGUGCAGAUCUUUAUCUGUCACAGAGUUGGGAAUCAUCUGUCACAGAGUUGUUGCUAAUGACAUGCAGAUGACUAAGCUAUUUCCCUUCUUGUUUUAGAAUUGUCACAGACAGUACAUCCCCCAUUAACUGCCUCGGGGUAGAGCUCUCUGCCUCACCUGUGGGAUGCCAUUGCUUCAUCUCACUUCUAUACGGAGAUGCCGGGCAAGCAUGUUGACUCACUCUGGAAUAGUCAGUCCAGAGACUGUGACUCCAACAAACCGGUACUAGCUAACAUCCGGCAUUCUAAUCCAGCGGUUCUCAACCUCUAGGGAUCUAAUGACCCUUUCACAGGGGUUUCCUAAGACCAUCGGAAAACACAGAUGCUUACAGUUUGUAACAGUAACAGAAUUGCAAUUAUGAAGUAGCAAUGAAAAUGAAUUUAUGGUUGAGGGGUCACCACAGCAUGAGGAGCUGUGUUAAAGAUUGCAGCAUCAGGAAGGUUGAGAACCGCUGUCCUCAUCUAUCUUGACCCUCACUCUGCCUUUCUUGGAGUCAGAAAGACUAGGGAGAUCAAUCUCACUUCCAGCACUGUCCAUGCUGCUUCCACACUGUUCCCUGUAACCCAGUCCAUCUCAAGGCUUACCUCAUGAACAAACCACAGCACCCACAACCUCCUUCCCCUCAGUGACAUCCCCCAAGUGUCCACCAUAAAGAUGAUGAGGCAAGCACACCUGUCCCUCUUUUUAGCUUGUUCCCACCCCUAACUCCUUCCCUCAGGAGUCAAGCUUCUAGAUAUACUUUCCUCAUGUAUGUAACUGUUGUCUGUUUUCUGCAUCAUUACUCUCUGGAAACUGCUUGGCCUGUCAGUUAUGAGUCAUUGAAGGGUUCAUCAAACCCAUGGUGGACACUGCUGCUGGAUCCUUGCAGUCAAGUGUGUUACCUAUAUUGGAGGAGGUUUCUAGCGAAAAGGUCAGAGGUCACCCACAGAGUGGCCCAGUGAGGCUCCCCAGACUGUUGGGUUGGUCCUCUGCCCCCAAUUGCACAUGGUGCUGCAAUUGUGUGAGCUAAGAUCCAUAACCUCUUCUUGUUACAAAUCUUCUAGAUUCCUUAAGAAUCAGGCCACCCUUCAACCCCCUCAAAAUUCACACAUUAUGACCUAAAGCUCUAAGGCCUAAAAUGAUGAUUCUCAUUGGCUGGGCUUGUUUCUAACUCUCUGAGUCUGGAGGGAGACUCCACUUUGGUAACAAACUUUUUGGCAAAUCUGUGUUAAUUACCUGAUGGGUCCAGGUUUCACAGGUGAGCUGCCCUUACCAAGCAACUUGUUUUUACUCUAAAAUACUCAAAUAAGUCUGUCUUUUAGGUAAAGGAUGGAGCUGACCUCUACAAGAAGCUUUCAAACUGAGGUGACACCAGAAAAGUUACCAUUGUGUCUUACUGUCACCCACCUGCCAUGCUUUACACUCUUUAACUGCUUCUUGGUUUUAACCCCCCUCCCACACCACCGCAUUCUAUUCAGCAUCCCUUUCUUUUUCACUCACUAUCAUGCCCCUAAGCUAUCCCAUUCAUGCCCAUGGGAAUUAGAUGUGGAGUUAGGAAUGGAGAGUCUUUGAAGCCUUGAAAGUGAGAUGAGGACCUUCGGAGGGGAAGAGGACUGGACCCCAAUAGGAAGAGAUCCACUGGCAGAGGGGAAGACUGGUGCAGACAAGGAAAAAAGCAAAAUGGAGGGUGCGAGGUCCCUCUUGAAUUGUUGAACCAUGUACCAGACUCUGGCCCUUGUUUGGUGAAGGUCAGUGCCUAGUGGGAGUGCACCCUCCUCCUCCAUAGUUCACUCUCCACAGCACAGCACACAGUCCUGUCCCAAGGAAGCUGUACACAUUUCCCUCUUACUGCCCAAUUGCAUGCAGCCUAGAAACAGACACUGACAACUUCAACGCUAACCUCUUGAUGUCAAGUUUGCUUUCACCAUAUCUUUUCUCCAAUACUCACCCUUUUCAGUAGUCCAAUUUAGUAUUCAAAGUCUUUAUCAACUACCCUAGCAACUUGGUCUCUACUGCAUUUCAUUCUUGCAUUUUUAAAAGCACUUAUUUCCCUGUAAUACAUUUGUGUCUGCCUAAGAUUGUAAAUCUUUUAGGGCAAGAACCCUUAUUUGCUGUUUCCUAAAACUGGGCAUUAACGAUUGAAGAUUGAAUUAAAUAAAUUAAUACCUAAGUACUGUA
Molecule: messenger RNA, 4009 nt
Organism: Cricetulus griseus (Chinese hamster)
Lineage: Eukaryota; Metazoa; Chordata; Mammalia; Rodentia; Cricetidae
Source: RefSeq, a predicted model, not a curated record